GCAGAGGUCUGGCACCCAAUGAAGGAACAGAGCAGAGGAACUGGCUGCAGAGAAACACGGAAUUCUCCUGCUUGAACAUUCCCAUUUGUGCUUCCCAGACAUUCCCAGCCAUGAUGUUCUUCAGCCUCGUCGUCUCCUUACACUUCCUCGUCCCUUAUGUCGCCUGUGAGUCGGAACCUUUGGAAGAUGUAGUAAUAGAUCGAUACGACAUUCCCAAAAUCUGUCCCCGCGAGGUCCAAAUGGGAGACUUUGUGCGAUACCAUUAUAACGGCACCUUCAAAGACGGACAGAAGUUUGACUCCAGUUAUGACCGGGGAGUUGCCGUGGCGGGAUUUGUCGGAGUGGGGCGUCUUAUUACCGGCCUGGACCGGGGGAUACUGGGCAUGUGUGUGAAUGAGCUGAGAAAACUCAUUGUACCCCCUCACCUGGGCUAUGGAAGUAUAGGCGUGCCAGGUAUGAUCCCUGCCGACGCCACGUUGUAUUUCGACAUCCUCCUCCAGGACAUUUGGAACAAGAACGAUGAGGUGCAGAUAACGACUCUGCACAAAUCCGCCCCGUGUAACAGAACCGUCCAGGACUCGGACUUUGUCAGAUACCACUACAACGGGACACUGCUCGAUGGCACAUAUUUUGACUCCAGCUACAGUCGUUCCAGCACAUAUAAUGCCUACGUGGGUUCCGGUUGGCUGAUAAAGGGCAUGGACAUGGGCCUGCUGGGCAUGUGUGUCGGAGAAAAGAGAAGGAUGAUUAUUCCACCAUUUUUGGCCUAUGGAGAAAAGGGAUACGGAACCGUCAUCCCUGCCCAGGCUUCUCUGGUGUUCCAUGUUCUACUCAUCGAUUUCCACAACCCAAAGGACGGCAUCACUGUACUCAACCAGGUGGUUCCCCAACCGUGCCAACGCAAAGCCGUGACUGGAGAUUACGUGCGUUACCACUACAAUGGGACCCUCAUGGACGGAGCCUUGUUUGAUUCCAGCUACUCCAGAAACACAACAUACAACACCUAUAUUGGUAUGGGGUAUGUUAUCCCAGGAAUGGACGCUGGCCUACAAGGAGUCUGCGUGGGAGAAUGGAGGCAAAUCAUCAUUCCCCCUCAUCUUGGUUAUGGAGAGAAUGGAGCAGGAAACAGUAUCCCGGGAUCUGCCGUCUUGGUGUUUGAUGUGCACAUUGUAGAUUUCCACAACCCAAAGGACCCUGUGGAUAUUGAGGUGACCUACAGACCUGAAACCUGUAACACUACAUCGAAAAAAGGGGACUUCAUAAAGUAUCAUUACAACUGCUCUUUAAUGGACGGGACACUGCUCUUCUCAUCACAUGAAUACGAAACUCCCCAGCAAAUCACACUUGGAACAUACAAAAUUAUUGAUGGCCUGGACACUGGUCUUGCAGGAAUGUGUGUUGGAGAAAGGAGAACAGUUCUGGUUCCACCCCAUCUUGCACACGGAGAGAGUGGAGCCAGUGGAGUACCACCUAGUGCUGUGCUGAAGUUUCACCUGGAGUUGCUCCACAUGGAAGAAGGGAUACCAGAGGGUUAUUUGUUUAUCUGGUUGCAGGACACUCCUGAGAACCUCUUUGAAACAAUGGACCUUGACAAGAAUGGAGAAGUUCCCCAAGAGGAGUUUUCUGAUUUCCUGAAGGCCCAAGUCUCAGAAGGAAAGGGCAGGUUUUUGCCUGGUGGAGACAGAGAGAAAUCCAUCGCCGACAUGUUUGUAAACCAGGAUCGCAACAAGGACGGGAAGAUCACGGCAGAUGAGCUGAAGCUGAAGACAGAGGAGGAGACUGAACAGGUCCAUGAAGAACUUUAGAAGCUUUUCAGACUCACAACUGAUACCAGGCCUGGGGUUUAAGGAAGCUGCUGCUAUUAAAGCUACAACACACAAUGACCUUGGAAGGACCAGAGUAGCUGUGGCUCCUUAUGGCAAAAUAAAAUCCAUCGUUUUGGUGGGACUAACAAAUAUCUGAUAUCCAGUGUCAUCUGGAAAUUUGUAUUUCUUGGCAGGGAAAAGACCCUUGAGUUUUUUUUUAUGUUAAAUUAGAUGAACCCCUUAUCCUGCCUAAGGUGUUUGGCACCCACAGUCCCUUACACCUCUAUGGAACACUCUGCUACCUAUAGUAAAAGGGGGGUCACCUUAAAAUGAGCUUUUAGUGUUUGUAGACAAGAGUAGUAAAUCAAGACCAGCUGUUUAGAAUACGCUCUUGUAAAACCUACUAGACGUUCAUCUAAAGGCAAACUUCCUCUUUGAUUUCCAUGAAGAACGUUCAUUUAAAUGGACAGAUCUGAAGGAAAACAAAAGAAACUGUAGCUGGAUACACUAAGUUACCUGCUCAUGGGGCAGUUGGGCAACUCACGCGGACCACAAAGUUGCACCGAUUGGCUGUAUCGCUGGGCACAAGUGAAUGGAGUGUGGGACCGUCUCUUUCCAGGACAUUUGAGUUUAUUAGCGUUGGUGCAGGUGGAACCAAGGAAAGUGUUCAGCUGGGGACCAAAACCUUUUUGUUUUCUAUUUGGAAAGGAUGGAAAUGUUUCAAUUUUUGUAAUUGUCAGAUGUUUACAUUUAUUAAAGUUUUCCGUUA
Xenopus laevis (African clawed frog) is the source of this 2574-nucleotide messenger RNA. RefSeq names its product FKBP prolyl isomerase 10 S homeolog (gene fkbp10.S). The transcript has 10 exons. Bases 111 to 1805 code for a protein of 564 amino acids. Gene Ontology annotation, cellular component: endoplasmic reticulum. NCBI's taxonomy places the organism in Eukaryota, Metazoa, Chordata, Amphibia, Anura, Pipidae. The record is from RefSeq and is a predicted model, not a curated record. Gene Ontology annotation, molecular function: isomerase activity; peptidyl-prolyl cis-trans isomerase activity; calcium ion binding.